This is a messenger RNA of Lathyrus sativus (Indian pea), 906 nucleotides long. The record is from the annotation of a GenBank genome assembly. Lineage: Eukaryota; Viridiplantae; Streptophyta; Magnoliopsida; Fabales; Fabaceae.
AUGGCUUCACUCUCCACACUAACACCAACUUCAACUUCUCUAUCUUUCUUCUCUUCUUCAAUCUUCAUCUCUAAUGCUUCAAAAACCCUAAUUCACACCAAAUUCAAAUUCCUCCCAAAUUCAAAUUCACAUUCAACUUCUCUUUCAAUCUCUUGCAAAGUCGCCACGCUUCCUCUCCUCUCCUUCUCCGGCGACAAAGUCGGCGAAACCACCCUCGACAUCAAAUCCGCUACACCAGACACCUCCCGCGCCGUCGUCCACCGCGCCAUUGUUCAUGACCUUCAAAACAAGCGUCGUGGUACCGCUUCCACGCUCACCCGCGCUGAAGUUAGAGGUGGUGGCCGAAAACCCUACGGGCAGAAGAAAACCGGCCGCGCGCGUCAGGGUUCUAUUCGUACGCCGCUCCGACCAGGCGGAGGUGUGAUUUUCGGUCCGAAGCCACGUGAUUGGAGUAUCAAGAUGAAUAAGAAGGAGAAGAGGCUUGCGAUAUCGACUGCUGUGGCGAGUGCGGCUGUGAAUACUGUCGUGGUGGAGGAAUUUGGGGCGGAGUUUGAGGGGAAUCCAAAAACGAAGGAUUUCAUUGCGGCUAUGAAGAGAUGGGGACUGGAUCCGAAGGAGAAAGCUGCGUUUCUGAUGACGGAGGUUUCGGAGAAAGUGUUGCUUGCUAGUAGGAAUAUUGGGACUUUGAAGAUAUUGACGCCGAGGACGCUCAAUUUGUAUGAUGUUUUGAAUGCUGAUAAGAUUGUGCUUACUCCGGGUGCUGUGGAUUAUUUGAAUAACAGGUAUGGGUUCGGUGAUCAAGAUGAUGGUGACUAUGAUGAAGAAGAGGGUGACAUUGUCGAAGAAGUAGUAGAGGAUGACCAAGAAGGACCAGACACAGAAGAAAGUACCGGUGUUGUGAAUUGA